AUGUGUAUUUAUGAAGAUCAAAUCGGAAAAUUCGACUGGCGUCAAACUUAUGUUGGUCGAAUUAAAUUCGCACAAUUUGAUACUGUAUCUACUGCAAAAAAGAUCAUUGUAGCUACUGAAGAGAAUGUAUUGGCUGCCCUAAAUUUGAAGACUGGUCAAGUAGUUUGGCGGCAUGUAUUUGAAAGUGCAUCAGCAGGCAACAUACAGUUACUUCAUGUAGGAGAAAAAGUAACAACAGUUACUGGAUCUAAUCCUUACCUCGUCCGAGGAUGGGAUACAGCUACUGGAAUCCUGCUUUGGGAGUGGUCUUUAACUCUCCAAGAUGACACUAUAUCUGAGUAUUCAGAGUGGUGGGUGCAGAAUAAUAUGUUAGUACACAUGUUACCCGUGUUUGGUUCACAUGUAGAGGUGACUAUGUAUAAUUUGUUGACUGGGAACAAUCGAGGUGCUACAUCUAAGCUACCAGCUAUCUGGACUAAUGAAGGGUGUGUUCUAAGUGCACCAUACUACAUUUGUGUUUCUGGCGAAGCAGGAAGUCGACUGCUACUAUCAAUAGAUGUAACUUCUGAUGCUGUAAAGAUAUUGAGCAGACCAUUAGCAGAUUAUAUUAGUAAUGAAAAGACUUUCGGAGGAUACUUAAAAGCUCUGAGUGGAAACAGUGUAGUGCCAGGUUUCACAGUGGAUGAUAAAGUUGUGUUACUUAUAAAAGGUGAUAACUACCAGAAAGCUAAUGUAGAAUUGGCGAAACAAGGGAGUAGUGCAACAGUUAUUGAUGGUGCGAAUGAAAAUAUUUUAGUGCAAGCUUAUACUGAUCAAGUCAAGGGCUUCACACUCUCCGCCCAUACAAUAUCCACUGGUAAAGAAGUACCAGAGAUUCAUUGUAUAGACCCAUCUAUGAAAAUACCAGAGCCUGAGUUAGUGGAGGUGAUGUGCACUCGUACUGCCAAGGAACAGCAUGCCUGUAGAUUGCUGGUAAAUGGGGCUGAUGAUGCAGUGCAUUUGAUGCAACAAGGUGGUCGCGUGCUGUGGACGCGCGAGGAGGCGCUCGCGAACGUGGUGGCGGUAGAGUUCGUCGACUUGCCGGUGUCAGAAACUGAGGCGGCGCUGGAAUCUGAGUUCGAUCAGAAGGAAGCUGCCAAGGUGUAUAGUUCUGUAUGGUCUGCAUUUUCCCGACGUCUCCACACUCAAUACCAACAGCUGCUGAACCUCAUAAAGAGCUUCCAAGGCGAAGACGCGGUACAAGAGACCUCGUCGUUAGUUCGAGAUUAUUUCAAUUUACACAAGAUUAUUGUUCUCGUUACUGAUGCUGGAAAGAUUUUUGGCAUGGACAAUCUGUCUGGUGAUAUCUUGUGGCAUAUAUACGAUCCUGACUUGAACCCUGAGAACGCCGUAAUAUUCACCAGAAGGUCGGCGAGACACGCGCCCUUCGACGCGUAUGUCUCUAUAGUGGCUAAACAUGAGGAAACGGGCAACGGUUACGUAGUGAGCCUGAACCCCAUCCGCGGGUCGCGCGCGGGCGCGGCGCUGCGCCUGGACGCGCGCCUGCUGCAGGCCGCGGCGCUGCCGCGCGCCGACGCCGAGCACCUGCACGCGCUCGUGCUGCUCGACGAGGACGAGAAUGUACAGGUGCUUCCCUUUUCAGCGGAGUCUUUGGUGGAAAAUUUCUACAUGUAUGUAGCGGAUAAGGAGACUGGACACGUGCAGGGAUACGCGCUGAAAUACAAUGGAAAAGAGGUGGUGGCGCAGCGCACGUGGUCGGCGCGGCUGGGCGGCGGCGUGGUGGCGACGGCGGCGCGCUCGCGGCACGAGCGCGUGCGCGCGCCCGGCCGCGCGCUGCCCGACCGCAGCGUGCUCUACAAGUACUCCAACCCCAACCUGGUGCUCUUCGUGCUCGAGAAGGAGGAUCCCACGCAUAAAGGUUGGCGCUCAACGACUCACCGCUCUGUCCGAUACCGCGUUGACAGUGACCGGCGCGGCGAGGUGGUGACGGCGGUGGUGCUGGACGCGGCGACGGGCGCGCCGGCGGCGGCGGCGUGGCACCGCCGCGCGCGCGCGCUGCCGCUCGCCGUGCACGCCGACAACUGCUUCGCCUACCUGUACCGCAACGAGAAGCAUCGGCGCGUCGAGCUGGCAACGAUCGAGCUGUACGAGGGCGCGGAGCGGUGGCUGGAGGCGGGUGCGCCGUUCAGCUCGCAGGCGGAGGCGCGCGCGCCCGCCGUGCAGCGCCGCGCGCACAUCCUGCCCGCCACGCCGCUCGCCGCCGCGCUCACCGCCACGCGCCGCUCGCUCGCCGACCGACAUCUGCUGCUGGCGCUGACGCGCGGCGCGAUAGUGGAGGUGCCGUGGGCGUACCUGGAGACGCCGGCGCCGGAGCUGCCGCUGCCGCCGGACGCCACGCUCAACUACAACCGCAGCGUGGCGCGCGCGCGCCGCGCCGCCGCCGCGCCCGCCGGCCUCGAGUCCACCAGCCUCGUGCUCGUCACCGGACUAGACCUAUUCUACACGAGAGUGGCGCCAUCUAAGACAUUCGAUCUCCUAAAAGACGACUUUGACUAUUACCUUAUAACGCUAGUGCUGGGCGCGCUCGUCGUCGCCACAUACAGCUCUAAGUACUUCGCUUCGAGGAAAAUGCUCAAGAUGGCGUGGAAG
Messenger RNA from Brenthis ino (lesser marbled fritillary), 2649 nucleotides. Lineage: Eukaryota; Metazoa; Arthropoda; Insecta; Lepidoptera; Nymphalidae. The record is from the annotation of a GenBank genome assembly.